AUGCAUCGUGCGCGGUGCCAGGCCGUCGGCCAAGUGCGCCUCGCAAAUAUACCUGGCUUUCCUACCCUAGUGCUCUCUCGAGGACGCGUCGCGCUCUUCGCGACUUCUCACACGUGCAAUGCGAAAGCGGCUAAGAAAGCUGCCGAGCAGGAAUCCGAAGCUUCAGCCGACGAGACAAGAGGUCUCUCCUCCUGGACUACCCUCCAAGAAAAGCUGCGACAAUCUCUGGCGUCAUCGAAGCAUAAAUCCGCAUCAUCACCUGAGGAGUCCCCUGAAUCAAAGGUCGAACGAAGUCCCAAGACACAAUCGAAAAAGCCUACGCCCAAGUCCGUCAAAUCUACCAAGCCGACUAAGAGAAAGAGGAGGAAAGAGAAAGAACCAGUCGACUUCGAGGUCAUAACACCCAAAGCGCUGGAGCUGGAGCCCAUCGAUCAUGAAACACCCGACAUCCCGAAGCUGAGCUACGGCCUCGACCGCGCACUUUUCAACGGUGGCGUAUAUCGAAUGCAAGAUGCCCGAACAAAUGUAUACAAUUUUGAUCCGUAUCUCGCCUCUAUCAUGCCCGUCGACGAGUUUGAUUAUGAUGCUCUGAAAGAAUAUGUCACAUCUUCCAAGGAUACCAAGCUACGCGAUCUGGCCAAGGAGCAUGGCAAAAAAUACAGCGGCUCAACUUCGAGCAUGACGGCCGUUCUCUCUCACCUACACUUUCUUAUCUCGGGUUGGAGACCUCCCAACUUUGACCAAUUGUCGAGAGGAUGGACCCCAGAGUCGAAUAACUUCACCAUUUUGACCCGAGGUCCUGUUGCCACCUUCAUCAAGUACAACGACGGGGUUUACUCCAUUGAUUCAGACAAAGAAUACGACAGCGAAAAUGUCCUAAGUAUGCUGGGAAAAUCAAUGGAGAAGCUACUGACGCUUCCCAAGGAAGAGUUUGAAAAGUACAAAAAGACAAAGUCCCACCAAUUGACUGAAGAAGAAAAGAAGGCCGACGAGGCAUACCACUACACUACGUUUGGCGACUUUAUGAUGCGAUCGCAACUAGACGCUCACGACCCGAGACUGCCUGGAACUGGUGUUUUUGACCUGAAAACAAGAGCCGUGGUGACCAUCCGCAUGGAUGUUCAAGGGCACGAAAAGGGCGUUGGCUAUGAGAUUCGCAAGCAAUUCGGCCAGUGGGAAUCUUUCGAAAGAGAGUACUACGAUCUUAUUCGGUCCGCGUUCCUGAAAUACUCCCUACAGGUGCGCAUGGGGCGCAUGGAUGGUAUCUUUGUUGCGUAUCACAACACGCAGAGGAUCUUUGGGUUCCAAUACAUCCCUCUGUCUGAAAUGGAUCAUGCUCUUCAUGGGCAGACGGACACAACUCUGGGAGACCAAGAGUUUAAAGCUAGUCUGUCGAUUUUGAAUGAUCUCAUGGACAGGGCUACCAAGAAGUUCCCUAAUAGGUCAUUGAGGCUCCACGUCGAAACUCGACCAACAAAUGACCCCGUCACGUACUUUUUCGUGGAGCCCGUCACCGAUGAGGAGAUGCAAGCGAUUCAGGAAUCGAAAAAGGCAUCCGUGGACAAGCUGAAGGAGGAAAUUGACGAUCUGAGCAGCCAGGAAAAAGCCGCUGAAUCUGCCGCUGCUGAGGCUGCCGCUGAUGAUCAGAGCGGAAACACAGAAGAGGUGGAAUCUACCGAGGAAGAAGAUAUGGAUCAAGAGAUUCAGAACGAACUAGCAUGGCAAGAAGUCAUGGAUCGAGUCAGCGAGGCAGUGGACAGUGAAUCGCUCGGCAUACGAUCUGUACGAGAUGCCGUGCAAGAUGCCUUGGCCCAGAGCGGACUGCUCGAGGGCAAAACGGAAGCCGAGAGCACAAAGCACAUUGAGGGCCUGGUAUCUGCUUUGACAGCGCACUCCCAGGAGAGCAAAGAGCUGGAAAGCGCCUCGGAAGAGGAGCCGGCUGAUGCUCAACACGGUGAUGAGACCCCUCUGAAGGAUCUGAUCUUGCGCGUGACCGAAGGCAUUGACGAGAAUGCCACGAAUCUCAACGAAUUUCAGCGCAUGUUUGCCAGCCUGUCUGAAAAGCCCACUGCAGGAGAAGAUGCCGACCCCGAGACUGAAGCCGACGCCAACGCUGAAGCCGCAGCCACGGACGCGAGCCCAGAGACCUCGCCAGACCAAUCCCCGCCACGCGAGCUCCUCGGCAUGUACAUUACCAUCCGCAACAAGGUCGACGGCAAAUUCGUGGCGCGGCCGGAGCGCCUCAACACGGGCAGCAAAUGGGAAGUGCAGUAUGCUGUCAAGGAGAUCAGCGACGAGCGCGCCGAGCGGCUCUACAAGCAGAUCAAGGCGCGGCGGCGCAAGAUCCUCGACAUCAACGCCGAGAUGCGCGCGCAGUCGUGGCACCGCAUGUUUGCAGGCAGCCUGCCCACGCUCAGCAAGCGCGGCGCGUCGUACCGCGCGGAGCGCACCAAGGAGGAGGAGGCUGCGGGCAUCCGCGUGGCCUGGGAGCGUGGCCCCGGCUCGUCUUCGUAG
Molecule: messenger RNA, 2514 nt
Organism: Cordyceps militaris CM01
Lineage: Eukaryota; Fungi; Ascomycota; Sordariomycetes; Hypocreales; Cordycipitaceae
Product: mitochondrial mRNA processing protein PET127, putative
Exons: 1
Coding region: 1-2514 (837 amino acids)
Biological process (GO): mitochondrial RNA 5'-end processing
Cellular component (GO): mitochondrion; mitochondrial envelope
Source: RefSeq, a predicted model, not a curated record